AUGGCACCGCGUUCUACGAAGCAGAGCGGGCUGGCUUCACUUGCUUGCACCGAAUGUCGCAAGCAGCAUCUAAAAUGCGAUGCCCGCAAGCCAACUUGCUCGCGCUGCCUGCAGAAUGAACUCUCUUGUCACUACCUUCCGUCACGGCGUGGAGGCCGGAGAAAACCUCGCGGCGAUGCUAAUCGCCUUUCUUCCUCGUUUGAGACGGAGCAAGCCACGGUCAGUUUUGUUAUCCAUGCCAAAUCCGAUGAGUAUGAGUGCUGA
Penicillium chermesinum is the source of this 264-nucleotide messenger RNA. Its product is annotated as Zn(II)2Cys6 transcription factor domain-containing protein. Bases 1 to 264 code for a protein of 87 amino acids. Gene Ontology annotation, biological process: regulation of DNA-templated transcription. The transcript has a single exon. Lineage: Eukaryota; Fungi; Ascomycota; Eurotiomycetes; Eurotiales; Aspergillaceae. Gene Ontology annotation, molecular function: DNA-binding transcription factor activity, RNA polymerase II-specific; zinc ion binding. The record is from RefSeq and is a predicted model, not a curated record.